Molecule: messenger RNA, 1411 nt
Organism: Blastocystis hominis
Lineage: Eukaryota; Bigyra; Opalinata; Blastocystidae
Product: Like-Sm ribonucleoprotein, core
Exons: 8
Coding region: 35-1411 (458 amino acids)
Biological process (GO): P-body assembly; mRNA splicing, via spliceosome
Cellular component (GO): catalytic step 2 spliceosome; P-body; Lsm1-7-Pat1 complex
Molecular function (GO): RNA binding
Source: RefSeq, a predicted model, not a curated record
CGACCUCUGUCUUAGACUUUUAUUUGAAUUCAUUAUGUUGUCUAGGUUUGCGAGCAGGGGGCACCCUACAUUUUCAGCGAUGAACCGGUUGAGUCUCCAACGCCAGUUUGCAAAUGCGAAAAAGAAGUCCAAAUGGAUUGUGUCGCCGUGGAUUAUUGGAGGAGUUGCUGUUAUUGUUCCGAUUGGCUACGGAAUUAAUACCUACGCCUCCAAUAGGUGGUUUCGAGACUAUAUGGAUGAAAAAAUCUUGUAUUAUACUCCCUACAUUCGGCAGUGCUUGACAAAAUGGUUCCCUGUCGACGAACAGAGUCCCUACCGGGUUUUUAGAGUGAAUUCUUCUUCAGAUAUUAAGAAAAUGCUGGGAGAAACUUUCACUGCCAUGGAUUUUCUACUUGAGAACGGUGUGUACCGCCAAGAUGCUGUCGAUUUCCUCACCACCGUUGUCGGUUCAAUUCCAGAAGAAUGCAUUGAAUCGCUAUCUUCUGGAUCGUAUCUCACCUUAUGUAUAUCCGAUUGGGAGUCUCCGAGCUUGCAAGCGCUUCCUGGGCUCAACCGGGUGAUGAGCAUCGAUGAAUUUUUGCUGUUCGCGUUGGAUGUCGUGCAAAAGAAGAAGGGCUCGAUGGAGGAAUUCAAGACUCGGCUUUCCGAAGCAAAGAAAGAAUGGAUCGAAAAUCACAAAGGGGAUACGACGUUAUUCGAUACGAAUGAAGAAGAAGAAGAAGAAGAAAAGGAAGAAAAGGAAGAAGAAGAAGCUGAUGAUAAUGAUGCUAAUCAUGCUCCUGAUGGUGAUCUUAAUAUUGAUUAUUCUCAAUUGUUCCCCACAAUGUAUGGUGAUAUGACAUACAAAGUGCUGCGAUCCCGCUAUAAUAUCGACUAUGAGAAGGCGGCCAAAUCGCUGAUGCAGAAGAAAAUCGGGGAAUAUACCGAGAAAAUGAAGGGGGAGCUGGAGUAUAGGAUUGCGGAAAAAAUGUUCGAUAUUCAGCAGAUUGACAUUGAAAUACGGAAUGCAAAGCAGGAUAAUGCGCCGGCUGAACAAUUGGAGGAGUUAAUGCGGGAGAAGAAGGAACUCCAGGAUACCUUGUAUCAGAUGAAGAAGGGUUUGAAAAGUGGUAACUAUACUAAUUCGCUUUAUAUGAGCAGUUCGGUGAGCCAGCCCUUUGACCUUAUCAGACUCAGUCUCGAUGAGGAAGUUGUCAUCAAGUGCCGUCAUGGCCGCGAGAUUCGCGGAAAGUUGCUCGCAUACGAUCAGCACUUGAAUAUGGUUGUUUCAAACGCAAAGGAGACUCAGACGAUUGUGACCGUCGAUCCGGAGACAAACAACGAGGUAAAGAAGAAUGUGGUUCGAAACUUCGAAGCGCUCUACUUGCGAGGCGAUGCUGUUAUUUUGAUUUCUCCUCUUGUCCGAACGUAA